AACAACAUUCUUCAACAACUUCCUGAUAUCUGGAUGGUCAAUCCCAGGGGCAGAGUCAAGAUUUCUACACCGGGUGGGCCGAAAAUAAUUAAAUGUAAAUAAAAAUAUUAUUUUCAAAGUAUACAACGUUCUUUGAAAUCAUUGAAAAAUAACACAAAGUAGCAUCUAAACUAAAUGUUUUGCUACCUUUCUUUCAAUAUAGUCUAAAAAUCAUUGAAAUCAAUCAAAUAAAACAAAAUGUGAGGUAGUGGUGAAAUGAACAUGGGUGCUUCACACUAAAGUCGUAGGGGCCCGGACUAGUUCGGGUGGGCAGGGGGCACCCUACCAUUCAAGUAGCUCCGCCCCUGGUCAAUCCUACUUGAGUUAGAAACAUAUGUGUUGAGGACAGUUUAUGGUUAGAUAUGUCGGAAGAGAUAUGAUACUUAGAAUCAUUAACGUUCAAACGGAGGUCAACUAUGGUAUACGUGUGAUUUAUUCUACUACCAGUCACUGGACCAAAACAAAGUUGUAAUAAUUAUCAACUUCCUAACUGGCCACAUUUUUUUCUCUCUCCUUGAUUAGCAGAUUAAUGAUCCAAUAAAAUGAAGACAAUAGUAUUACAAAGCUUCCCACAUCACAAAACGUUCAUUAACUUUGAAGACUAGAAUCUCAUAGCAAGUGCAAGUUGACCUAGCGAGCUAGAUUGCUCGCGAAAAUCAGUACAUCUGUAUUACAAAUUUUGAGUAAUCGGUGGGAGAACGAGAACAUAGAUUCAGGGUCGAACAACUCGACUGAGAUUCCAUUCCAUCCCAGCACCUUUUGUCGGAAGAACAGAUUCCAUCCAUCCCACCUAUAUUUUACUAAAAAACAAAGGAUUUACGAAUAUAAUAAUUUUCCAUUACGUUCUUCCUUUUUCUUUUGUGGUCAAACAAUGAAACAAAAUGAAAAGUCAUACCCUGACUUGUAUCCCUCCCCGCAUAAUAAUUCCUUGACCACCAUUUUUUUAAUAAAUUGACCUCAAUUCUUGCCAAAAGGGUAGUUCUUUUUAAUAAUAAAAAGGGUAAUUAUUUUAUUAUUUCAUUUUGUUGAUGAUCGAGGAGUUUUUCUGUUCCACUUAGGACUUAGAGAAACAAAUCAAAAUGAAAAAAAAAAGGUCCCAGAGAGGUGGAGGCCCUUUUCAGAGGUUUGAUUUGGUCUUUAGAGCAUGUGGGUGGCUGGAGCUUUGGGACAAGAAGCCCAACAAUGCUUUGGUCUUCUAAUAAGAUCUUGUUAAAGCAAAUGGAAUCGUUGAAGCCUUCGAGAGGGCCAAAUUAUUGGACUCUGAUGGUUUGUUUUACUUUGUAAUUCUAAUUAGGGUUGAAUUCCUUCCUCCCCUUUCGUUUUGUCAACAGUCGUCAUUGCGGGAUCUGUUCCCCACGUACGUUAGAGUUGGAGGUUUAGGUUUGUUUGCAAUCUGGUUUAGGGUUUUUGCCUUGUUUUAAAAUGAGCGGAAGGGUAUUUCAAUGGAAUGUUGAUGAAAGCAUGUAUCUGAAGCCAUGAGUUCAUGCAAAUGAAUUCAAAUUCGAAUGAACUGAUCGAGCGAUAGACAACAACCCAAUCAUCCUACUUUUUAAAAGGUCUCAAAUUGAUUGAAAGUUGAAACAUGGACUUGCCCGUCGAUCCCAUCGAGCAGCCUAAAGAUACAUUCAUGUGGGUAAUCGAUGGGUUAGGUAGAUUUCAUCCACCCAGCUGGGCCUACCUGCAUAGAUGCAUGCGGGUUGCACGUAAAGCGACUCACCAUAUUCGAUCCACAUUUUAGAAAUUGAUGGUAUUUGAUGGCUUGAUCGGUCAAAAGGACGAGUUGGCAGGUGAUACUGAUCAAACGCAUUAUCGAUUCUAAAAAAACCAAAAUCUAAGUUACCAACAUUUUAAAACUCAUGCAUCAAUCAGGUACCACCAACCUCAAGAACAAAGUGAAAUAUAGUGUUUGUUGUAUCCAUUCUUACAUUGUUAAAGUCAUAAACAUAUACAUACGCCAUUGAAUGAAGCAACAAGAAUUCAAACAUAAUUCAAACAUCUAUUAACACAAUCGAAAGCCUAAGUUUAAUAUGCUUUUUAUCCUCUAAUUUCUAGUAAAGGAGUAAAUAAUCCAAUGGAAUGCAAGUUGUAAAAUUACCAUUACUCGUUAAUCCACCAUAAUCUAAUGAAAUCUAGAUGAGUAUAAACAAUGUUAAUCCUAAUCAAACCCACAUUUCCUGGACCUUUGAGCAGGUAGAUCGGUCAUAACAAUAUGGGUCAACCUCGCCCAACUAACCAUCUCUAUCUAUGACCACCAUUUAACGUAAAAUCAAAUAUUUGACCCACAACACAAUUACUUGCAAUACAAACUACUCAAAUCCAGUCCAAUUAUUAUCAAAGGACGUACUAAUUUGGGUCAUGAGAGAAUCCCAGUAACCGAUCUAUCACCAUCAGGCCAGCCCAUCGAUAUGACUUCCAUUCUUCACAUUUGAUUCUUAGUGUCAACCUUUUCCAGUCUCCAACUUUGAGAAUGUUUUUCUUCAUCCCAACAAAUAUGAAUAUAUAUGCCGCCAUGGACUGCAACAAUGGAAUUUGCAUUAUUGAUUCUCGAGUGGGUUUCCGUUGAAUCCAUCCAGUAAGUACUCCUCCCUUAGUUUUCCCCUUUUUACUGUCUCAGUAGUGAUGUCGCAAAGCCGCCUGACCAACAUCCCUUGGGAAAAACCAAAAUUGUCAGUUCAAAGCUUUGAACAUGAAAAUGAUCAACUUCUCUUCUUGACUGCAAAUUUUUACAGCUGGUUUUAGUUGCUGGGUUUAAAUUGUGGUUUUGUAUAGAGUUCAAGACCAAGAUGGAAAAUAAUAAAUAUAGAACAUGAAUCAUGUGCCCAGGUACAACAACUGUAGUUGAACUUUCAAAUGGUCAUGUAACCAUUCUGGGAUUCCAAUGAUAUGUUGUGCACGCAGGAGUUGGACUGAAAUUUCUACAAUCUGGUUUAGAAAGAUAUAUAUGCCAAACAUAUUCAUAAGGAUCGAGAGAGGAAAAGUCAUGGGAAAUUUCCAUCCUGAACUACUGGUUUUGUGACCAUGGAAGUUAUCUUCAGUAUCAAUUUCUUGGUUUCGUUGCAUUGAUUAGUAUUUUUCCCCUUGCUAAUUAGUUUUAUUUUGGAAAUCAUAUAGGAAUAUGCUUUAUAGAAAAAGUCAAUUGUAGGGUAUUUUGCACUAAAAUUAUAGUUUAAUGAUGGUUCAAGUGUUUCAUACAACUAAAAUUGUUAUCAGAUUUGGGUUCGUAUUCGGUAUUUCUGGUCCACGGAGAAAUCUCGAUGCUAAAAGAUUUUUUUGUGAUAAACGUAAUUAUUUUUAUUGUUAUAUGCUACUUAUCGGUUUCAAACCUGUGAAACUAAGGUUGAAAACUAGUGGUAGAUAGUAGAUAGUACUACACUCAUUUGUAAGUGGAUCGAUUAGCUAUCGACUACAACAUAUAAUUAGUUAUGGACUAUGGAAUUUGGUCACUAUGUAGUACGUACCGUAAAUCUCCUGGACUGAAUUAAUCUUAUGGAUUAUCUAUGGGGAAAAAGAACUACUAAGGGUUUCCAAAGACUAAAUUUUGUGUUCCGAUGUUGUUUUCUCACUUUCGUUUGCAGGUUGCUGAGUGGGAUGACAUACCUACCAACCGAGGUGUAUGUCGUUACUCAGGGGGCUCAGGGGCCAGGGGCCGAGAGGAUGUUCCGUUGGGUGAGUUUGUGUUGUUUGUGGAUGGAGCUACGACGCCUGGUUCUCAUGGAGCGGGGGGUUGGGCUCUUAAGGACCCCACGGGUAUGGUGGUGGCAUCAUCGACAGCAUUGUAUGUAGGGAUAUCAGAGACGGCUCUUGUGGAACUUCUUGCCUUCCGGGAUGCGCUUCGAUGGUGUUUGGCGUACGGGUGGCAUUCGAUGAUGCUCUUGAGGAAGAUUCGGGAUGGUGAGGUAGCUAAUGUCCACCGGGGUACGCUUUUGGAAGAGAUUCGAUACGAGACUUGUUCCAGGAGUUUCGGGUUAUUUUUGUGGGUCGGGAUUUUAACAGGGUUGCCCAUUUGGUGGUAAGAAAAGCCCUUUUGUUGUCCUCUUCUUUGGUGGGGUUCAAUUUUGUUUUUUGGUUGUUUUCAGCUAUGUGACUCUUUUGUAUAUGACUGUUUUCUCGAUAAUACGAGUGAUCUUUUGGAGGAAAAAUUCCAUUGGGCUUUCCGUAAGAUUAUGUGGAAGUUCUGCUUGGGCAAGAGGUAGAUGGAAGGCUUGUGCCUUACGCAAAAGGGUGUUGAACGCUGUGCUCGGUCGCUGGAUCUCUAAAUAAUCCUUUUGGGCCUUGGGCCUAGGGCCUAAUUGGUUCUAAUUCAACUGGCCUACGACAGGCCAACUCGUACCACGGAUGCUGAGUUUGUGGGGCAGUCGAUUUCGCAGCAUGGAGCUUGAAGAUCAACCAGUCCACAGAUGACAGAACCAGUCCAGUCGAUUGAGAAAAACUUCAGUCUUGCUCAUACGAAACGCCACAGGUUUAGAAAGAUUUCUCAUGUUACUUUCAGGAAGAAGGUUUUUCUGUAUCACCUCAGGAAGAAGUUUCGAAAUACACUGGGAACUCGAUUUCGAGUAGAAUCUUUUGCAAAGGAAGCUACACAAUGCUCCUCUUAUACUCUAUAAUCUUAAAAAAGAUCUUACAAGACAACUAUGAACGCAAAAGAGAUUAUUGAUUCGACUGCUAGAAGGUAUUGUUUGUCAAAGCUUACAACAUGCUAAAGAAGAAGUACAACAAUUUCCAUGUUUUAGGGAUCGGCAGCUAUAAUGGAGUUUGGCAACAUCACUUCUUCAUUAGGAGAACGACGGUAUGGGCUGCAAUACUUCUGUUCUCCCCCAGACUGUCGACCUUCUCGUGGGUUUUGGCCUUCAAGUUCACAGCAGCUGGGUCUGCUCCUAGCAGUUCACACAAGUUGGCCCUGAUGGCUUCUUUGAACGGGCUCAGUUUCGGUCGUUGAAGGAUCAAGGUGGCAUCCAAGUUUCCAAUCUCAUAACCGGCCUCGUGCAUCAGUCUCACCUGAGAUAGAGGCACGAAAUGGAGGGGUAAGGCUUUCUUUUGUAAUGUGGAUCUAUCUGUGCCUAGUAUGCUUCACACAACAGCUAAAACCAUGAUGCAUAGCAAAUAUGUGAAGCAGCCACCAAAGUAGCCAUUGCUCCAUAUCCGACUUCAAACGUUUGCAAACCAACCCAACAAGACUUCACUUGAGAUGGAUAAUAAUGUUUCCCUAACUUGAUUUAUGUAACUAUAAUGUCAUUCUAAUCAGAAGUUCUGUGACGAUUAUGAAGUAUAACGAAAAAUGCACAAACAUGCCUGAUUGCCAAGAAAACUCGAAGACUAUUUAACGUCAGAUACACAGUCAGGAUAUGAUGAUAUGUGUCUCGAAUUUAGCUUUGUAGCUCUUAAAAACACAUUGAAAGCGCAUCGUGAAGGGGACGCAGGAGCACUUAUAUCUACUGCGACGACAAUUCAACAACAGGCCAUGGGUUUAUGAAUCUCCGUCGCUCAUUCUAACUUCAAGAACUCUAAGUCAAUCAAAAUCUUUCAAGCUGUGGUUGCAGCAUAUCAUAACAACAUAGAAAUCCAACAACUUUUAAGGCCAUGAAGAUAAAGCCUCAUCUUCUCU
This is a messenger RNA of Linum trigynum, 5641 nucleotides long. The record is from the annotation of a GenBank genome assembly. Lineage: Eukaryota; Viridiplantae; Streptophyta; Magnoliopsida; Malpighiales; Linaceae.